Molecule: messenger RNA, 1267 nt
Organism: Danio rerio (zebrafish)
Lineage: Eukaryota; Metazoa; Chordata; Actinopteri; Cypriniformes; Danionidae
Gene: nabp1a
Product: nucleic acid binding protein 1a
Cellular component (GO): nucleus; chromosome
Source: RefSeq, marked provisional
UAAGAAAAACUAACUGCCGCCGAUGUUAAGCUAGUAACACUUCGGCCUUUCUUAAAGGAUCUCACAACCCACAAUUAUUUGCUUAGUAAAGUUUAUUUAGCGAACAAACAACCCACUCAGAGCACAUAUUUCGUUCUAAGUUAGAUCGAGAAAUCCUCACACACGGCUGUGGUAUUGCUAGCCGGUGUGCUAGCAUCCGCCUCAGAAAUGUCGAAUAUCUCCAACGAAGCUGUGAUCUUGAUUAAAGAUGUAAAACCCGGAUCCAAAAACCUUAAUAUCGUCUUUAUAGUUUUGGAGAUCGGUCGGGUGACGAAGACAAAGGACGGGCACGAGGUGCGCUCGUGUAGAGUGGCGGAUAAGAGCGGCAGCAUCGCCAUCUCUGUGUGGGAUGAGCUGGGCAGCCUCAUCCAGCCCGGGGACAUCAUCCGCCUUACGAGAGGGUAUGCUUCGAUCUGGAAAGGGUGCCUUACACUGUAUACUGGACGAGGAGGAGAUCUACAGAAAAUAGGAGAAUUCUGUAUGGUGUAUUCUGAGGUUCCAAAUUUCAGUGAGCCUAACCCUGAGCUGCUAGCACAAGCUAACCAACAGAACAAGACGAGUAAAGAACAGCGUGGAAAUUCUCCACCAAAUCAAAAUGCAGGUAAUGGAACUGUGCCAGUGUUUUCCAAUAACAAUGCUGCACCUGUGCCACGGGAUCCAAACUUUGGGGCUUCAGGAAGACCAAAUGGGCGUGCUCCAGGCAAUGGACCACCCCCAGUAACUGCAGGGGGAACCCCUGCUCCACCCAAACCCACAGUCACCAUUAGCAAUGGCAGGGACCCAAGAAGGGCUUCAAAGAGAUGAGACUUCAAAACCAUUUCCAUGUUCCCACUCCUUUCUAAAAUUCAUCCACAAACCAUCCUUACAGAACACAAAACAAUACUGCCAAAAGAUACGAGGUUUAAUGCUACUGUUUUGCCACAUGUGCUUUUGUUAUUUGCAAAGUAUGAUUAUUUGUUUCACACAAGUAUAGAGUUCAACUUGUCCCAGUUAAGGGUAGGCCUUUUUUGCCAUUUAAGUGCUGAUUCAGUGGCCCACCGCUGCUUCCCUUUUCCUAAAUGUUAAACUAUACACCAUACUUGAACACUCGAUGCACUUUCUUUUUGUUUAUCAUGAAUGCAUUGCCAUGCCAUUCAGGAAUGAUUAACUGCUGUUGGAAACUGGGGAAUGAACUUCAAAGUGACUGAAGACUACAUGGGUUCUUCCCUUUACUCCUUGGCCAAAAAAA